Trichoderma gamsii is the source of this 423-nucleotide messenger RNA. RefSeq lists its product as hypothetical. The coding region runs from base 1 to 423 and encodes 140 amino acids. NCBI's taxonomy places the organism in Eukaryota, Fungi, Ascomycota, Sordariomycetes, Hypocreales, Hypocreaceae. The transcript has a single exon. The record is from RefSeq and is a predicted model, not a curated record.
AUGGAGGCCAAUCUAUCGGGACCCAAGAGGGUCAAGCGACAACGGAUCGACUUCGGAUGCAAGAUCCCGUUCGAACGUGUUCUCGACCUAGUUCAGGCAGGAUUCAAUGAAGUUCGACGGUUUAACGAAGACCAAAAAGUGCUCGACCACUACGCCACAGCCUACUGCUGUCUCGAGAGCUGCCUCGGGGACCCGCUUUGCGAUGUAAUGCUGAUAUUGGUGCUGACAAUGGCAGCUUCAACAGAAACGCCGGAUGUGAAAGUCAACUCAAUCAUAUUCAGUGUGGGAUCGAGGAAAGAGCCGUCUUUGUUGUGGCGAACAUGGUCACAAAGAUGCUUUGGUUUCUGCGGCCUAGCGCAUUUCCGUAGGAGAACGCCAAUGAUAAGAGAGGCUAUCGGGUGGGAGAUAUGGCCAAGAAGAUAG